This is a messenger RNA of Danio rerio (zebrafish), 3234 nucleotides long. RefSeq names its product Mov10 RNA helicase b, tandem duplicate 1 (gene mov10b.1). The record is from RefSeq and is marked provisional. Gene Ontology annotation, cellular component: P-body. Gene Ontology annotation, molecular function: RNA binding; helicase activity; 5'-3' RNA helicase activity. NCBI's taxonomy places the organism in Eukaryota, Metazoa, Chordata, Actinopteri, Cypriniformes, Danionidae.
CCACAAAACAACGCUUUCAAAGAACCAUGAGCAGAAAAUACAGGAAAAAACUCUCUAGAGAUGAUAUUCGCGCCGUUGGCUUUGACUUUAUAGAAUUUCUGGAUGACAGAGAGACGAGAUCCACUACAGAUAGAAACACUCUCAAGGAGAUCUACAAUGAGCAAUUCCGAGACAGGGAUGGAGUCAGAGAUCCAAACUUCUCUUCAGUUCUCUUUGCUUUGACACGUUCCAGCAGAACUCGAGUCACCAGAUCAGAAGUUUUCUUUGACAAAAAAAUUCGAGUGAGGCAAAAUGAUCAAUGGUCCAGACCCUAUCGCAGCCAACAAAACCAUGCUACACCCCAUCUUAAUGAUGCUAUUUCACGACCAUCCACUACCCGUGUUUCAGACCCAUCAUCAGUUCCAGAGCCAGAAAAUAGAGUCAUAGCAAGAAGAAGGCUGGCAAAAACCAUCAUGCGCCAAGGAAACAGCGAAGACAUGUCUGUGUUUUUUGCUGAUAAAUAUGGUGUAAGGGUGUCCUCAGAGCUGCAAAUAGAGGAUGGCAAGAUUCAUUGGUGUGUGGAAGGGGCAGAGGUUCAUGAGCUAAAGCUGUUUGUGGAGAACACGGGUCAGGAGGCCAUACUUUUCACAUGUUUCUCUGCUCUUCACUACCUACAGUAUUUCACUCUCGACGACAGCCAGAGAGUCAGAAAGGAUAAUCCACACCGUCUGGAGCCAAAUGAGACAUAUGAAGUGAUCUUGAGAUUCAAAUCAGAUCAGAUAGGAGUUUAUCCAGCCACUCUGGCGUUUGAGUUCAAGGAAAACCAAGACACCCGUCCUUUCCACAUUGUGCGCUUUAUUGAGGCACAGCACAGGUCCGAGCUCACGGCACAGCUGGGUCCUACAGAACCAUUCAGACCUAAGAGGCUUGACACCAAUCAACCAAUGAAGUGGAGCAUAGAUGAGGGCUUUAAACCUGAAAGCUCUUCUCAAAACUUCCUGAAAUUUGUGGUGCCACUGGACAACUACAAUUGUCCUUCUUACACCUCUGCCUUAAUUGAAGUCCUGAAAGGCAACCGUUCUUCUGGAAAACAGCUUCAGGAACAUCAGUUAACUCUGGAGAGUGAUUUGAGUUUUAAUAACUAUAUGGACCGCUUUGAUUUGCUUCUGUACCUGGAGGAGGAUCAGAUGCGUAUGGACAUCAAGAGAUAUAACAAAAAGGAUGUGUCUAUGGUGAGGGAUCGAGAUAAAAAACUGCUGGUCUUAGAGCUCCCUGGUGUCUCAGAGAACAGGCCUUCAGUCCUGAGAGGAGAUCACCUACUUCUUACAAAGAGCGAGGAGCUUCAGAACUCAAAUGUGACCAAAUACAAGGGCUAUGUCCACAGAGUAGAACUGGAUCAGGUCAAACUGGGCUUCUCCAAAAGGCUGCUUGAACGAUUCAUAGACAAUAUGAAAUUCAGUGUGGAGUUUACAAUCAACCGUCUUCCAUUGAGACUGCAACACAGAGCAGUUCAUAUGGUGGUCCAGCACCACCUCAAAGAUGUGCUGUUCCCUGUGGCCUCAAGACGCCUGAACCCUGUGUCUCCAUCGGCUCUGAGACUCUUUGAUCAAAAGCUUGAAAAGAACCCUGAACAGAAGACUGCAGUGUGCAACAUUGUGGCCGGUACAUCCAAACCAGCACCAUAUUUGGUUUUUGGACCUCCUGGCACUGGUAAAACAGUCACGAUAGUGGAGGCCAUCAAACAGGUGGAGAAGAAUACAGGUGGUGCCCGUAUUCUUGCUUGUGCUCCAUCUAACAGUGCUGCUGAUCAACUGGGUGAAAAGUUGAUUACUAGUCAACAUGUUGAUGCACGGAACAUAUACAGAAUCUACGCUAGCUCACGCAAUCCAAAAGAGAUCCCUAAAGUACUAGAGAACAACAGUAAUGUGGAAGGAGAAAAUAUUAUUUUUCCAUGUAAAGAGGAUCUAAUGCCCUACAAGAUCGUGGUCUGCACUCUGGUCACUGCCGGCAGGCUGGUUAGUGGAGGCUUUCCUGUAGGCCAUUUUUCUCACAUCUUUGUGGAUGAAGCUGGUCAUGCUGUGGAGCCAGAGAUCGUCAUCAGUGUGGCAGGACUGCUCAAUGCUGAGACUGGACAGCUUGUUCUGGCUGGAGACCCCAAACAACUGGGGCCAAUCCUGAGAUCUCCCUUUGCCAUUAAAUAUGGACUAGGUCUUUCAUUGCUGGAGAGGCUGAUGACACAAAAUGAACUUUAUCAGAAGGGUGAUACAGGGUUCGACAACCGUUACGUCACUAAACUGCUGCAGAACUACAGAUCUCAUCCAUCCAUUCUGAAGGUUCCUAACGAGUUGUUCUAUGAUAAUGAACUGAAGGCAUGUGCAGAUGAGAUCAGCUCCCGUCAGUACUGCACGUGGGAACACCUGCCUAAAAGAGGCUUUCCUGUGAUUUUCCAUGGAGUGGUUGGAAAGGAUGAGAGAGAGUCAACCAGCCCAUCCUUUUUUAACACGUCUGAAAUCGACAAAAUCAUGGACUACCUGAAAAAGCUGCUCCUGACACAGGCCAAGAAGGGGAUUGCAAAAAUCUCCCCCAAAGAUAUUGGCAUCAUCGCCCCCUACAGGAAACAGGUGGAGAAAAUCCGGCAGGCCAUCAAGAUUCACAGGGAACUUAAAUCUCUCUCAGGCAUUGAAGAGCUGAAGGUUGGCUCUGUGGAGGAGUUUCAAGGCCAGGAGAGAAAAGUGAUCAUUGUGUCAACCGUUCGCAGCAGCAAGGAGCACAUCAUUUUGGAUGACAAAUUCAACAUCGGGUUUCUGAAGAAUGAGAAGAGAUUCAAUGUGGCGGUGACAAGAGCAAAAGCCCUGCUGAUCAUGGUGGGAAACCCUAUUAUUCUGCGGACAGACGAAAUCUGGGGCAGGUUUAUGAACUACUGCAUUCAGGAAAGAGGCUACACUGGAUAUGAUAUUACCCAUUUGGAAGAAACAGAUGUGAUUGCUGAGCGUUUGCUCAGUCUUAACAUCAGACAGGAGAUCACUGUGGAAACCGAGGAGAGUGUGGUCCAGCAAUUUCUGAGUCCUCCAUGGAGACAUGAACAUUAAAAUAAAAUGUCAUUAAGGCCCAUCCCGAUAAGUCUUGCAUUAUUAUAGCCAUGUUAUUUUAGAGUGUUUAUUGAGAAUUAUAAUUUAAACAUGAAACUGCACAUGGUAUUUAAACAUUGCAUUAAAUUUGCAAUUAAACAGCCUUAAAAAUAAAAUUCAAAUUUCC